Molecule: messenger RNA, 760 nt
Organism: Fusarium oxysporum Fo47
Lineage: Eukaryota; Fungi; Ascomycota; Sordariomycetes; Hypocreales; Nectriaceae
Product: thioredoxin-like protein
Exons: 4
Coding region: 99-416 (105 amino acids)
Source: RefSeq, a predicted model, not a curated record
ACAAAACUCAUCAUUUCAGAGUUCAUUUCGCCGUCGCACGUCUUAAAUAUCACCACUUACUACUACCCGUCAAUCACCCCCCCCCCAAUCCAGAAAAGAUGGUGCACAACAUCCGAACCAAGGACGAGUUCCAAGAUGCUCUGAAGAAGUAUCCCAUCGUCGUCGUGGACUUUUACUCCACGCAUAGCGCCGAGUCAAAGCACAUUGCUGCCACAUUCGCUCACGCCUAUGAGUUGGACAAGUUCAAGGACUUCCGAUUCGUCAAGGUCGACAUCGAUGACCUGAAGGGUCUAGCGGAGGAGGUCGGUGUUACGCAGCCUGCAACAUUCCACAUGUACAAGAACGGAGAGAAGAUCAAUGAUCUGCAGAGUGAACAUAAGGAGGACCUCAUUCAGUUCUUGGAGACUGGCCUGUAAUGACUUGACUGGAGAAGAUGAUGAUGCUUGAUGAAACAAGGCCGCUUCGAAGUUGCAGCGCAAAGCUAGGUCCAAUUCAAUGAUUGCAUGCUCUAUUGCGAUUACUUUACAGUUCUGCGUUCCUCUUUUGAAGGAGUCGUUGGUCUGAAAUGAAUUUAGAGACAUCGGCUUGGUGAUUGACCCCAAGCCGUAGCGACCGUUGCUGAGGAAAACGGGGUAACUGAACGCUACACAAAGUCAAAUCCAACUCUAAAUUGUCUGCCGGCCCUGCAGGCUAGAUUCAUAUCAAUAUUAUUGCCAGGCACAGCCAGGGACCUGCUUAUAUCCAGGUCCAUGUAUCAGAG